Molecule: messenger RNA, 9422 nt
Organism: Drosophila miranda
Lineage: Eukaryota; Metazoa; Arthropoda; Insecta; Diptera; Drosophilidae
Gene: SK
Product: small conductance calcium-activated potassium channel protein
Exons: 17
Coding region: 1156-4254 (1032 amino acids)
Biological process (GO): potassium ion transmembrane transport
Cellular component (GO): plasma membrane; neuron projection; neuronal cell body
Molecular function (GO): calmodulin binding; small conductance calcium-activated potassium channel activity
Source: RefSeq, a predicted model, not a curated record
CAACACUAACGGAAACAUCAACGUGAAAGCAAGACGGACGGACGCCCUCUGUCCGUGUCUGUGUGUUCAAAAGUUCAACGCGGCCCCCGUCGUCGCGCAGCAGUCGCACUCGAACUUUGUUUCAGUCACAAACACAGACACACAAUUCGACACCCGCACACACAAGCCCACGCAAAAGAGUCGCAAACACACAAGCAUACACCCACACAGACACACAGCCAUGCAUAGCAGCGUAUAAGCGUUUCAUAAAUGUACAUAUAUUCUUGUUUAAAAUAAAACAAGUGCAAGAAAAGUAGUGGCCCAUUGCGGCCGCAAAUGGAAACUCGUAUGAAAAUGUCCACUCGGCAACACGAAAAUCAACAACAGCAACAACAACAACAGCAGCCACAACAACAACAACAGGAACAGCAACAAAAACAAAACCAACAACAGCAACAACCAGAGGCAGUAACUCUACAACAACUGGAGGAAAAACUUCAACAGCAGCAGGAGAAACUUCCAAAAAAAGAUAAAGAUCUUGAAGACCAUCAGGAAUAUCUGGAAAGACAUACGGAAACAUUGGAGCACCAGAAGGCAAUACUUCAACAAAAGGGGGACCGAAUUAUAGAGCUAAGGGCAAAAUAUACACACGAGCAAGAGCAACUGCAGGAACAGAAGAAAAAACUUCAACAACAGUUGCAAAAAGUUCAACAACAGCGAAUGAAGUUCACCAAUCUACCAACAUAAGCCACUACACCAACACUGACGGCGACGGCUGCUGGAACGCUCUUUGACGUUAUCUCACACUUACACAUAUACAAACACUGAAACCACCCACAAACACCCACAUAUACACAUAUACAUAUAUACAUAUACAUAUGCAUAAAUGGCAAUAUGGACGGACUGCAGCAGCAUUUGUGUUGUAUCCAUAUACUACUCCUUGUACUCCUUGCACAGUGACACGCGCGUGCCAAAAAUUUUGCCGAUUUUAUCAAGAGAAAAGCAGCAGCAGCAGCACCAGUGGCAGCACCACCAGUGGCAGCAGCAGCUGCAGCAGUGGAAGCCAUUAACUGAAGGAGCCACAACGGGAGCGGGAUCAGUAAAAGGAGCAGCUGCAGCCCCAGAACCUCCCACAGAAACAACGAAUAUUGCAAAAAGGCGGCGCAAACUAUCACAAUGUCAAUUCAAAAGCUUAACGACAACGCAAACUCGGGAUACGUGAGCUCCGAGGAGACGGACUCUCUGCUGGUGAGCAGCGGCACCCCCAAGGGUGGGGGCGGCGGCGGUCGAACCGCCCUGCUGCGUCAGGUGAAGAACAGCAGCUCAGCCAAUGGACCAACAGUCGCCACCACAGUGGUUACCACAUUGCCAUCCGCCUCGGGAUCGGGAACGGGAUCGGCCAGCAAUAUGGCCUCCGGGGGAUCGGGAGGCAAGCCGACUCUGAUGCGGCAGGAUCGCACCUCCACAUAUCUGACAAGUCCACAACAGUCGCAGCAGCAGCAGUCGCGUAUGGGCUCUGAGGAGAGUAUGCGCGGUGGGAUGAUGCAGCAUGACGAGGACAUUGAACAGGGACUAAGAGCCAGUGGCACUGGUACUGCCGCGGUGCCUGCCACAACAACCAUGGUGCCAGACAUUGAGGUUUACGAAGAAGAGGACCAAGAUCCACAGCAAACUCAGACCAAUAAUACAUCGACGACCAAGCUGGAGCAGCAGCAACAACCGACCAUAUCAAUUAUGAAUUUAAGCCUAAAGCCCAACGAAGCUGGCAGUAGUCUGGGUCCAAGUCCCAGUCCUGGGAGUCAUCCCAAUCUGGGGACCUCAUCAUAUCAAAAUCUGGCGUCCAGCAUACCGCCGAGUGCGCCGAGUCGUUGCCGAGCAUGCCGCAACUGCAGUCGCCGUGCUUCCACAACGCCCAUGUCCACCGGACUCAUGAUCGACCGUUCCGCAUCGCGGGACAGCGUGAAGAGCGGCGGAAAUCUCACCAGCUCGAUGGCCAUUUGCAUAUCAAACUCUGCCCUCCAGCAGCAGCAUCAACAGCUACAGUCGCAGCAGCAUCCUUCGCACCAGCAGCAACACUUUCAGCUGCACCAACAGCUCCAGAUCCAGCAUCAGCAACAGCAACAGCUACAGUUGUAUCAGCAUCACCAUCAGCAGGUGCCCCCGGUGCUUAUUACAUCAUCCCCGACGAACGGGUCGCGCAUCAUUAGGCAGAGCUCACAGCCGGAGUCCAGCACCACGGCCAUAUGUUGUGGCACGCACGCAACUUGCGUGGGGCACGCCCACUCGCACACGGUGCCCAAUGUGUCGCUGAAACAGUUGCGGGAGAGCACACAAGAUGGCAUCGCCGGCAUUGCUGCCGACUCCCUGCGGAUCAACGGUGGAAUGCGACCCUUCAAGCAGGGCGUUCUUCUAAUGCCUCGCACCUUGUCCGAAAGCCGAAAGUUGAGACUUCGAAGGGCCUUCACCGAGGCCACUAGCGAAACGCUCCAAAGCUCCAAAAUGCUCCGCAAACCGGCGUCGACACUGUCAAUUCCUGGCUCGAUGAAAACACCUUCCAUUGCGAACCGGGAACAGAUCUCAUCUGGAUGCAACGAAGAAGCGGCCGAGGCACUAGUGGGUAUCCACUCAGACUACCCUAGGUAUGAAAUGUAUAUGGAAGAACGUGCUCUUACUGGCGGCAAUACGUCCAGGAAGCCAUCAACAAACUCGGCCAAACACAAACCCAAUGUGGGCUAUCGCCUGGGCAAGAGGAAAGCCCUCUUUGAGAAGCGCAAGCGCAUCAGUGACUAUGCCCUGGUGAUGGGCAUGUUCGGCAUCAUCGUGAUGGUGAUUGAGAACGAGCUGAGCAGUGCCGGUGUCUACACAAAGGCAUCGUUCUACUCGACAGCGUUAAAAACCUUAAUAUCUGUUUCGACUGUGAUUCUUUUAGGACUUAUAGUAGCUUACCAUGCUUUGGAAGUGCAGAAUUCAUUAUUCAUGAUAGAUAACUGCGCCGACGAUUGGAGGAUCGCAAUGACAUGGCAACGAAUUAGUCAAAUAGGGUUAGAACUUUUUAUAUGCGCUAUACAUCCAAUUCCUGGCGAAUACUAUUUCCAGUGGACGACGAAAUUGGCCAAUAAGAAUAAAACAAUUGGCACCGAAAUGGUGCCAUAUGACGUAGCUUUAUCAUUACCUAUGUUCCUUCGAUUAUAUUUAAUAUGCCGCGUAAUGCUGCUGCAUUCAAAGCUAUUCACAGACGCAUCAUCACGGAGCAUCGGCGCUCUCAAUAGGAUUAACUUUAACACAAGAUUCGUUUUAAAAACUCUAAUGACAAUAUGCCCGGGAACGGUUCUAUUGGUCUUCAUGGUCUCCCUGUGGAUCAUCGCUUCGUGGACGCUACGUCAAUGCGAAAGAUUUCAUGAUGAAGAACAUGCGAAUCUUUUGAAUGCAAUGUGGCUGAUAGCAAUAACAUUUUUGAGUGUUGGUUUCGGUGAUAUUGUUCCGAAUACGUACUGUGGACGUGGUAUCGCUGUCAGUACAGGAAUAAUGGGUGCUGGCUGCACGGCGCUGCUCGUGGCCGUCGUAUCCCGUAAACUGGAGCUGACCCGUGCCGAGAAGCAUGUGCACAACUUCAUGAUGGACACGCAAUUAACCAAAAGGCUGAAAAAUGCUGCGGCGAAUGUUCUUCGUGAAACUUGGCUCAUUUACAAACAUACAAGACUAGUAAAACGGGUUAAUCCCGGCCGUGUAAGAACCCACCAAAGAAAGUUCCUUCUAGCUAUAUAUGCGUUGCGAAAAGUUAAAAUGGAUCAGCGCAAACUAAUGGAUAAUGCCAACACAAUAACCGAUAUGGCCAAGACACAAAAUACCGUCUACGAGAUAAUAUCGGACAUGUCUAGCCGCCAGGAUGCCAUCGAGGAACGCCUAACAAAUCUAGAGGACAAAAUGCAGAACCUACAAGAGCACAUGGAAAGCCUUCCGGACCUAUUGUCUCGUUGUCUUACCCAGCACCAAGAGCGCAUCGAGCAACGACGGAACUUUUUACACCCAGACACUGCUGCAGCCCCCAUCCAACAGCCAACGCCCCAAUCGAUGUUCAAUGCAGCCCCCAUGCUGUUCCCCCACUCAAGAAGUGUUCCCUCAUCCAAUAACGCCGCUGCUACUUACCAUUGGCCAACAAGCCCUAUUUUGCCACCUAUAUCUAGUAGAACACCACAUUUAGUGCCUGAUACUCACAUGCCAUCAAAUGGAUCUGCAGUUAAUAGCUACGCAUCUUCCAACAAAUACGGCAGUUGAAUAUCAGAGAGAAGAGAGCGCUCCAGUUCCGUGAUUAACAUCGAGAUGCUACCAUUAAAGCCCCCAUCCCCCAAAACUACGUCAACGUCAAUGUCCAUGUCAAAACCAAAAGCCAUGUCGUCGUCGCCGCCACUGGGCGCUGAGAUUGCGCUGAGGCAACGUUUGCAUUCGCCGUCGUUAUCACAGUCCCAAUCCCAAUCGCAGUGGCAGUCGCAGUCGCAGUCACAGUCCGAAACACAGUCACACGCACAGCUGCAAUAUCGGGGAAUAUCACUGUCGCUGGAAUACCUGUUGCAUCGUGUUGGUGAGACAAUACCACCGGUCAUACCAGAGGAUGUUGAAUCGCCGACUAAUACGAACACGAACAGCAACAGUUCGCCGGACCAAAAUGCCAUAGCGAUGUGUACGAUGACUGUACCAUCAUCGAGCUCAGCGCCGGCAUUCAGCGGCAAAGCUGCCCCAACGCCAAAGCAAACCGACGCUAGCGAUGGCAGUGGAAUUGUGAAAUCGAUAACGAUAACGGACCCACUGACUGCAGCACUGGCGACAUCGAUGCCGAUGCCGAUGCCGAUGCCGAUGCCGAUGACGAUGACGACGACGAGUGGCACAGCCGCCGCCUCAACAAAGAUCACUGAGAAUAAGUUUACUAGAAAGAGAGAACGUGUAUGCAAUAAUAGUAGUAAUAGUGCUAGGUAAUAAUAGUAAAUAGUAAAUAAUAGUGGUAAUAGUAAUAUUAGUAAUUCUACAAGUCGAAUUUCGAAAGUCGGCCUUUUGUAAAUAAAGCCUCUUCGGAAUGAGAAACAAACAAAACACAAAACUCAAAAGGUAAAACGCUAGCAUAUACAUACAUACAAUACAUACAUAACUAUAUGUUAUAUACUUACAUGCAUAUGUCUGUUGAUGUACACACACACUCUUAUGGAUAUAUAUAGCCCUGAAAACAAAAAACAUAUACACUUACAUACAUAUAGUAUAUAUAUAUAUAUACAAUGGUGUAACAUUUUUUUCCUAAGUUUUAGGCUAUAGAAAUAUUUGUAAUUUUCACCUUUGGUGUGUCCCGUGAGGCAGCCUGUGUUUUGCAAACUACUAAAAUUAUAUACAAGUAUAUAAGUAUGUAUGUCCUGGUAAUGCAUUGCAUAAGUGUGUGUGUGUAUGUGUGUUUGUGUUUGUGUGUGUGUUCGAGAGGGAGGUGAUGUUCCGUAUGGGAUGUGAUCGGAAUCUGUACUGUGGCGAAGCGUGCUUUAUCAUCCGCAGAUCAUAAUACAAUCCCCCAGCAACUCGAGCGCUCAAAGAACCUACUUAAAUACAGUCCCUGGAACACUCCUUUACCUCCCAGCAGCACUUCCUGUAAAAUCUUUAGUGCAGCACUUUCCUUACAACCAUCCUCUGCCUACCCUACCCCCACAAGUCAAUGCCUAUCCAGAACAUGUCCUCCCUUCUGUACGCAGUUUUGUGUGUGUAAUAUGUAAAGCAGAAUGUAAAUGGAAAUAUGAACAGCGACAACUAGAACAAUUAUAUAUGUAUACAACAACAAGAAGAACCCACUAUAUGUAUAGCUGUAAAACGUCAGAUGUUUUAAGAACUAUCUACUAGAAAGCGCGUUAAAACAGUAAGCAAAAACGAACGAAGAACGAGUAGCGAGUAGCGAGUAACGAGUAACGAGUAACGAUGAACGAUGAACGAAGAAGUGAGGAACAACCCACAAACAAGUAGUACAUACUAUUGUACAUCUACUAGCGUCUGGCUUUAAUUAAACUAACGAAACAAAACAAAACCAAUUUAAUGGAAACACGUUUGUUGUUGUCUUCUUUUUCUACAUAUAUAUCUAUAUAUAUCGGUAUAUACAUAUACAUAUAUAUAUACGAGUAUAUUAUUUCGAGUUGUUCGUUGUUUUUUGCCUUUUUCUUUUCUACCAAAAGAAAUUAUGAACUCAAUUAGGAACCUGACUAGCUUUCGAGGGAGUUACUUACGUGACGAGAAGACGUUGAUAGUAGCAUAGACUAAAAGGAAACCAAAAAAAAAAAACAAAACAAAAACAGAACUAAAACUAAAUUAAAAGUAAAGUAAAUUAAAUGUAAAAGUAAAAGUAAAGUAACCAAAUCGAUAUAAAGAUAAAAGAAAAGAGAACAAUUUUAAUUGAACUUUUGUAACAUAUUACAUUUAGAAAUUCACAUUAAUUUACAAGAAAAACCCUAGCUGGUAAACAGAACAGACUCUAGGCUCCAGAAUAGAAACAGACUAGAGAGCAGAGUAGAUCGGAAACAGAGAGGUAGGAGCUGAAUGAGGUGAAGGAGGUGAAGGAGGUGUAUGAAGUGUAGGAGGAACCCCCCAAACAAAAGAUAUAGUGUACGAGUAGUCUUAAUAGCAGAAGUGGCCGAGCUACGUAAAGAUUUUCUAAAGAUUCUAAAAGGAAUUAUAUAUACUAUAUAUAUACAUAUACAUACAUACUAUUAAAAGUAUUAACGGAAAGCAUCGAAGUUAGUCGAAAUUUAGAGAGAAUAAGGUCAAAACUAGCUAAAUGCAUAACUUCAACAAAUGCUUUGUAAGGACUCAAAAAACAACAAGGAGGAGCAAACAAGAUAUACAUACAACUGAAUUCCCCAGAUAGUGCCCCAGUCCCAGACCCCGUUCCUAGCCCCUGUCCCUGCCCCUGCCACAUCCUCUAGAACCGAAUAGAACCCGUGAAGAACCAGAAAGGAUCAAAAUAUCUGUAUAAUCUAUAGACUAUAUAUAUAGCCAUAGGUGCUGUAGAUCCCUUAAGCCAAUUAACGUAUCGGAGUUUCCCUUCAAAGACAUUCCGCCUCCACGACCAACAUCCCCACAACAGCCACAGCCCCGCGACAGCCCCCGAGACGAUCUUUGAUUUGGAAUUUCCAGGAUUUAGGAUUUAGACACCACCCCCUUCAUAAAGAAAAGAAAAGAAAAAUAAAGAAAACCAAAAGUUUCUCAACUGUCUGAUAGGUGUAACUUACGAGUAAUAUACAAAAAUAUAUCCCCGAGAGAUAGAUAGAACCAGGAGGAGAACUUCCUAAGGACCCUAAGAAGAGAAUCCCCCAGAGGAGUUUCAAAAAGGAGAAGACAAACUAAACAAACGAACUAAACGAACCCUUAACAAAAAUGUGUGUAUACCUAUUUAUAAUAUUGAAUAUUUAAAUUGAAAUGAACGUUCAAGACUGCUGUCAAAAUAGCUUUAUCACAAAAUAAAUAACAAAGAUCUACACGAGACACAGAACAAGAACAGAUCACAAAUGAAAACAGAUCCGAACCGAUCGGAAAAGAUCAGAACAAGAACAGUACAGUACAGAACAUAACAACAGAGCAAACACCUCACUCAGAACACAUACUACCACACGACACUGACACUGACACUGACACUGACACAGACAUUGGCAUGGAAUACGCCCACGCCCAGCUUUAACGUUAUGUAUUGAUGCAUAUUUGGGUUUCAACUCUACAACAACAACAACAACAACAACUUUAAACGAACAAAUAUCGAUACAUGUAUGUGUCGAUAGGCGAUAUAUCAAAUCGAAUCAAAUCGAAUUGAAUCGAAUAAUUGGUACAAGAUCAAAUUCCCCCUUGAACUGGUUUCCUAAGCCCCACAAAAAUAUUAAACAAAUUAAAACUUAAAAACGAAACAAAACCAAAACCAAAAAACUUUGAUAUGAGGGACCGAAAUUUCAAAGACAGGUCUUUAUUAUACAAAAUACCAAAACCAAAAAAAAACAAAAUCAAACAACUAAUAGGAGUCUCUGCCUAAAAACAGAACCUACAAAAAAAAAACACUCAACAAGAACACCAAUGGAACAUUCAACAGAAUCACUUUAUAAAAAAACACGAUUUAUAGACGCUUUUGAGCUGGAAUUCAGUGGCAGUUGCAGUUGCAGAAACAGGACACACCACAUACUCGAUCAUGAAUGAGCCCCACACCAUGUGUUUGGCUAAAUGUUGUUCCUUUCGGGUGUAGCACUCGUAUAUGUACAUAUGUGCUUGUCCAGUCGUCCCUGUUGCUGUUGCUGUCGUUUGUCCAGUCCCCUGUCCUGUGGCCCGUGGCCCGUGGCCCGUGGCCUGUGUGUUGUGUACUUUGUGUGUUGGUUUUUCAUAUUUUUCUAAUACGAUUUCUAAUUGAAUAUGCAUACAUGAUGAAUAAAUCUUGUGUAUGUAUAUAUUAUUUUCUUCAGCGAAUCGUAGAGCUCGUGGGGUACUGCGAAAAUCACAAAGUGUUGCACACGCCUGAUCCUAGAACCGAACCGAACCGUACCGAAAACUGGAUACAAGUUCUCUCAAUCGUACAUCGAAUACCAGGAAUACCAGAAUCCCAAACUGAAAUAACUGUCUUUUGGGUACAUUUACACGCUCAGAUCAAUAGUAUACAUAUGUAUAUAGAGGUUCCCCUGCCACCAUCCCCAGAUUCCAGUCCCACACCUUUUCCCACUCUUUCAACUACUAUUGUAUGUAGAAUGAGGUAUGGUAUGCAAAAAAUAUAUAAGGUUACAAAUACAUUUACAUAUACAAUAAACACACACUCAUACACACACACACACACACACACAUGAAUAUAUAUACAUACACAUACUUAUAUACAUGUACAGACGGUCUAGAGAGUAUAUACCCCGAGAGGAACCCGCGACGACACAAAAAAUAAGAUCAUAUUUGACUUUAUAUGUAUUAUAGUAAUGUAUUCAGUAGCUAAAUCGAAAGCCGAAGCAAAGACCAAUUUAUUAAACGACAAAUUAAAUGGAAAAAAAAAUUAAAUGAAAACCGAAAAAGAACAAUUAUUAUGUUAAACUAAACAAUAAAGAGCAUGAGGAUGAUGUAGAGGAUGUAGAGAUGAACGCGAAGAAGCAGGCGAAAAGUGAAACAAUUUUUUAUUAAAAAACAAAAAAGAAAACCUAAAGGAAAUGAAAACCUAAACUAGAAUGCAUUGCAUGAUUUAAACAAACGAAAACAAAACAGAAGAAUAGGUAAAAAAGAAACCGAAACUAAAGUAAAUGCAACUAAAUCUAAAACUAACGUCAACUAAAGCUAAACCUUAAACUAUAACUAAGUAAAUCUAAAUUAAACUUAAUUAAAUUAGUAUAGUUGAAAGGGAAAAGAUUUGAUUUCUAAAAGAAAUGCGUAGGAAGAUUUAAAAACCACAAAAAAACCAAAAACCAAAAACAAAAACC